Caenorhabditis briggsae is the source of this 735-nucleotide messenger RNA. Lineage: Eukaryota; Metazoa; Nematoda; Chromadorea; Rhabditida; Rhabditidae. Bases 1 to 735 code for a protein of 244 amino acids. The transcript has 4 exons. Gene Ontology annotation, molecular function: G protein-coupled olfactory receptor activity. The record is from RefSeq and is a predicted model, not a curated record. Gene Ontology annotation, biological process: G protein-coupled receptor signaling pathway; olfactory behavior.
AUGGUUGCUUUUGGUAUGGUUCCAGUCCUCACCCAGAAGAUCGGAGCCCCAUUGUCUCUUGGCAUAAAUGCGAUUCUUCUGCAGUUGGUGUGCCACAAGUCACCAAAAGAAAUCGGAAUGUACAAGUACCUUUUAUGCUACAUUUCAGUGUUUGAAACUGCUUUUGCAUUUCUAAAUGUUUUGAUUCAACCAGACUUCUUCAGUCACAGUACUGUAUUUCUGGUGGUGGUUCGAACUGAUCGAAUGAACCUUCCAUUAUGGUUCAUUUACAUUGCAGAUGCUCUGUUUUGUGGAAUGUUUGGAAUGUCUAUGGCACUAUUUGCUCUCCAUUUCAUUUAUCGAUAUCUUGUUAUUACUGGAAACCCCUAUGUCAAAACGUUCUCUUGUUCGAAAAUAUUCUUCUGGUUGGUAUGCCCUCUUUUGUAUGGAACUUUGUGGAUUACUGUAGUUCUCAUAACGCUCAAUCCUAAUAAGUCAUCAAAUAUACUAUUGAGCGAUCACUUCCUUUCCGGGAAGGAUCUGGUCAUUGAAGAAAUUACGUAUGUUGGGCCUAACUAUUAUAUAACUGACAAUGGCGAUGAGUCUCUCAAUUGGCGCGGAAUAAUCGGAACGAAUGGAAGUUGGAGUUUGUGCAUAUUUUCAGACUCUGUAACAACUAGCAAACGGAAGUCUGCACAGAAGAAACUGAAAAGAAUCAAAUCAGUUACUGCCAAUAUUGCUAAUGUGGAAAACUAG